ACUUCAAGACUAUUGAGAUGCGCCGGCGCAGUCGACGGCGUGUGCUUCGUUGGUGAGGCAGCCCCGACAUCGUAUCGCAGUGAGCCGUAUACGGAUUUAAAUCACAAUGAAGAGUAAACUGCUGUUGCUGACCUUACUGGUCGCGGCAGUGUGCUCCACGGAGGCAUUGAAGCGGCGGCGGCACCGUCGGCUGCGUACCACCACCACGACGGAGCCAGCGAUGCUGGCAGCGGCGCGACUGUUUCCCCCAGCAGCGCACGUGCAACGGGAGGAUGCUGAAGCGGAGCACGUCGAGUUGGGCAUGGCUGAGCGUCUCGACGAGAAACGUUUCCAGGAAGCCGAGAGAGCUCGCAUCAAUGAGUUGAUGAACGAAAUUCCCGACGAAGAAGAUGGCAAUGAAGUUUUUCUCGAUGAUCCUUGCCUGAAGGUACACUGCAGCGCAGGUCGCGUUUGCGAAAUCGAUGAACACGGCGACGCCGUUUGCAACUGCAUCAAGGAGUGCCCCUACGAAACCGACUCCCGCCGAAAGGUUUGCACACACACCAACGAGACCUGGUCAUCUGACUGCGAGGUGUACAGACAACGGUGCCUUUGCCUCGACAACUCGGAGCUGUGCCAGGGGCCCGAGUACAGCCACGUGCAAAUAGACUACUACGGUGCCUGCAGGGAGAUGCCUGAGUGCAACGAGAACGAGAUGGCCGACUUCCCGCGGCGCAUGCGUGACUGGUUGUUCAACAUCAUGCGCGACAUGGCUGAGCGUCGUGAGCUCACGCCGCACUACCUGCGUAUGGAGCGCGAGGCAGAGUCCAACCUCACGCGCCGCUGGACCAACGCCGCCAUCUGGAAGUGGUGUGACCUCGACGCCCACGACAACGACAGAUUUGUGUCACGUCACGAGUUGUUCCCGAUCCGGGCACCACUGAUGGCCCUGGAGCAUUGCAUCGCGCCUUUCCUCAACCGCUGCGACGAAGACAACGACCACCGCAUCACCCUCGCCGAGUGGGGCAAGUGCUUGCAGCUGGAAGAAUAUGAACUGGAAGAUCGUUGUGACGAGCUUGUUGACGAAGACGGAAAUACCAAGAAAGAGGAAUAGUAUAAUUUGACAUGAAUAAUAUUAAUACUUAAUAUUUAA
Pararge aegeria (speckled wood butterfly) is the source of this 1132-nucleotide messenger RNA. RefSeq names its product SPARC (gene SPARC). Gene Ontology annotation, biological process: anatomical structure development. NCBI's taxonomy places the organism in Eukaryota, Metazoa, Arthropoda, Insecta, Lepidoptera, Nymphalidae. Gene Ontology annotation, molecular function: calcium ion binding; extracellular matrix binding; protein binding. The transcript is spliced from 9 exons. The record is from RefSeq and is a predicted model, not a curated record. Bases 107 to 1093 code for a protein of 328 amino acids.